Messenger RNA from Scomber scombrus (Atlantic mackerel), 5076 nucleotides. RefSeq names its product SRC kinase signaling inhibitor 1a (gene srcin1a). Gene Ontology annotation, cellular component: postsynaptic density; cytoplasm; actin cytoskeleton. The record is from RefSeq and is a predicted model, not a curated record. The coding region runs from base 1 to 5076 and encodes 1691 amino acids. The transcript has 23 exons. Lineage: Eukaryota; Metazoa; Chordata; Actinopteri; Scombriformes; Scombridae. Gene Ontology annotation, biological process: regulation of dendritic spine morphogenesis.
AUGGAUAGAGGGUGUUUGCUUGCAAUGCAGGGGGAGGGGAUGUUUGGUGAGGACUAUCAGGUGUUCAUAUCUGAUGGGCGGGCUGUCGGCCAGGUGUUGGUGCUGGGACACAGGGAUCCUGCUGCAGGAGCCAACGCCGGGGGGGCCUGUUUUCCGAAACAAGAUCCCGAGCGUGGUGGCAGUCACAUGAUCUCGACAGAUGAUCUGGAAUAUCCACGAGAGUACCGGACGCUGGGGAACAGCGCUCGGCGGUUCUCCAAUGUGGGCCUGGUGCACACGUCGGAGCACCGCCACACCGUCAGCGCUGCUCAGAGUCUGGAGGCCCUGACAAACCUGCACAAGGUUGACAUGGAACGCAAGAGGGACGCCUUCAUGGAUCACCUGAAGAGCAAGUACCAGCAGCAGCAGCAGCAGCUGCAGCAUCCGCACCACAGCCCACACCACAACCCACCAUCACCCUCACCCUCCCACGCCAGCAUGAGGGGCACCUCAGAGCGGUCUGCACGAGAACAGCAACAGCCCAACUACUGGAGCUUUAAGAGCCGCAGUCCAAGGCAUUCCCAGUCUACCCAGUCUGGGCUUGCCGACCAGGCAGCCAAGCUCUCCUUUGCCUCCGCUGAAUCUUUGGAGACCAUGUCAGAGGCCGACAUCCCCAUCGGAUUCAACCGGAUGAACCGAUUUCGACAGAGUCUGCCAUUGUCCCGCUCUGCCAGCCAGAAUAAGCUACGAUCUCCAGAUGAAUAUUCAGGCGUGCUGUUCCUGCAGUACGGAGAUGAGACACGCCGAGUGCACAUAACCCAUGAGCUGAGCAGCCUGGACACGCUGCACGCCCUCAUCGUGCACAUGUUCCCUCAGAAGUUGACAGCAGGUAUGCUAAAGUCAUCCAACACAGCCAUUUUGAUCAAGGAUGAGGCACGCAACGUCUUCUAUGAGCUGGAGGACGUCCGGGACAUCCAGGACCGCAGUAUCAUCAAGAUUUUCCGCAAAGAGCCCAUCUACGCCUCCUACCCUGCUGCUCCACACCUGGCUAACGGAGACCUGAGGAGGGAGAUGGUGUACUCCUCUCGUGACUCCUCUCCAACUCGCCGUCUCAACACCCUCCCCACCUCUACAGCUUCAGCAUCUUCUGGUUCUCCAUCCCGUUCACGUCUCUCCUACAGCGGGGGUCGUCCUCCAUCUUUCGCUGGGGGGUCCCAUCCCCAGCAUGAACAGCCCAGACAUCCCCACCAUCCUUCAGCCGGCCACGGAGUCAAUGCAGGCCUGUCUCCUUCACCCAGCGCCAUCCUAGAGCGUCGCGACGUCAAGCCUGACGAAGAGGUUUCUGCAAAAAAUAUGGCACUGAUGAAGAAUGAGGGGCUAUAUGCAGAUCCUUACAGCUUGAUGCACGAGGGCCGUCUCAGCAUUGCCUCCACACAGUCAUUAGCUGCUAUCGGAGACCCCUUUAGCUUCCCUGUUUCAACUGGCCUAUACCGCCGUGGCUCUGUGAGAUCCCUUAGCACAUAUUCAGCAGCUGCUCUUCAGGGGGAUCUAGAGGACUCUCUCUACAAGCCUGGAGGUUCACUCUACUCUGACACAUAUUCCUCAGCCACACUGGGCAUGGGUUUUCGCAUGCCGCCCUCAUCCCCACAGAAAAUCCCUGACAUGCAGCUGAGGGACAGGGACUCAUAUUCCAGCUCACCCAGCAGAGCCUCACCGGUCAGGCAGACCUUCCGCAAGGACUCAGCCUCCUCUGUGUUUGUGGAGAGCCCAAAGUCAAGGCCCAGCUCCAGCUCAGAGCCUCUUUGUCUGACAGCUGGGCCUGGGGAGGGUGGCAGGGCCACACCUGGUUUUGGUUCUUCAAUAUCUGGAGCUGACCCUGACAGUAGCAGGGACCAUCGUCUGGAGCGUAUGGAGGCCAUGGAGAAGCAAAUAGCCAGCCUGACAGGCCUGGUCCAGAGUGUGCUGACCAGAGCACCAGACAGUGACAGCACAUGUGGCCUGCUGCGUCUCUGCAUGAUGGCGGGCUGCCCUCCAGACCAAGGGACGGAGUUCUCACGGCCAUUACCUUUCUCUUCCAGCGAGAAGACCGAAACCAACAGCGACGGCUCCGCCACUGGAACUGGACGAUCAAAGAAGAAAGCUCAUACACCGUCGGCACCUCUAGCUCUGAUGCCGCCGCCACCUUCUAACACAACCCCGGUGAACAGCGUCAACCGCUUGCAGAUGCAUCUCCACCUGCACGGUCUGCAGCAGAACGCCACCGACCUGCGCAAACAGCUCUCCCAGCUGCGCAAGAUACAGAUGGACAACCAAGAUUCGGUGCGAACUCUGUUGAAACGGGCAGAAGCAGAGUUGAACGUGCGCGUGGCUGAUGCUCUAAGGAAGCAGGAGGAUCCUCUGCAGAGACAGCGCCUCCUGGUGGAGGAGGAGAGACUCAAGUACCUUAAUGAGGAGGAACUCAUCAUCCAGCAGCUCCACGACCUGGAGAAGUCAGUGGAGGAGAUCCAGAAGGAGUCGUCUGUCAACCACAAGCUGGUGACAGUGCAGGAGCUGGAGGAAAAGGCCACCGUUCUGAGAAAACUGGGAGAAACACUCACAGAGCUGAAAAAUCAAUUCCCGGGCCUGCAGAGUAAAAUGCGGGUGGUGCUCAGGGUGGAAGUGGAAGCCGUCAAAUUCCUGAAAGAAGAGCCUCACAGACUCGAUGCCCUGUUAAAACGCUGCAAGACUAUAACAGACACCCUCGCAACCAUGCGCAAGCAAGCGAAUGAAGGCGUGUGGAAGAAGCAGGAGGACUUUUCUAGUCCUUCUUUAAAGCACAACGAGGAUUUGCGAAAGUUUUCAGACUUUGACAUCCCCACCAGCACACCCCUCACCAUCAAUGACCUUGGUGGAGGAAACAGCCUGUCCAACUGGAGCCCCCACACCAGCCUCAGCCGUAGCCAUGGGAACCCGUCCGGCCCUCACAAGGACAAUCACCCCCCUGUUCCCCACAAAGGCAAAGCCCUGGAGGAGCUCGAACGACGUGCUGCUGCUGACAAAGCUUUGUCCGUGGAAGUACGACUGGCAGCAGAGCGGGACUGGGAGGAGAAGCGAGCAAGUUUGACCCAGUACAGCGCCCAGGAUAUCAACCGACUGCUGCAGGAGACCCAGGCUGAGCUAAUGAAGGCUAUUCCAGACCUGGACUUUGCUGCCAAACAGAUCAAGCCCUCUUCCAACACACCAUCCUCCCAGAACCUCCAGAGUGGGGUGGGAGCCUCAGAGCACCGUGUCCACAAGCCCCAGCACAAGCUUUCUGGGAAAGAGGGAGGAUCCAGGCGUGGCUCUGAUGAGCUUACAGUGCCUCGAUAUCGCACAGAGAAACCCUCCAAGUCUCCUCCUCCUCCACCACCUAGACGCAGUUUCCCGUCUUCUCCAGGCCUUACCACCCGUAGCGGAGAGACCCUUGUUCCCGGUAAAAGCAUAAAGAAGACUGACUCUGAAGAGGUUGAAAGCCAGAAGCCUCACAUAAAACUGAGGAGGACAGUGUCCGAAAACCCUCGUCCUGCAUCAACACCUCCCACACUAGCAUCUGGGGACAAGGAAGAAGGAGAGGCGGAGAAAAUUGCUGCCGAAUUGGAGGGAAGGCGCUUGUCUCCUGUCCCCCACAUUGUGUUGACAGAGUGUUUGCCAGUUUCACCCACUGCCUCAGAGGAGCCUGUCAGAGAUACCGCAAAUUACUCUGCAGAUGAGAGUCCAUCACAAGACUGGACAGGAAGGCAGUCAUUUGGAAGGGCUCCUCAAAAGGAGUUGAGGUCCCAGCAUUGUUUUGAGGAGGAAAUAGAAUUUAAAAAAGAAUUGGCCCUGCUGUUGACAGAACUGGAGGUGAGAGUGUUGUCUCCCCUUGAGGCUGAGGAGCUCAGCAAGACUAUGGGAGGAAUUCUGCAGACUCUGACCAUCUCACCACACACUCAAGAAGUCUCUGAAGUCCAACUGAGCGACAGGCCGCUCCUAGUGUGCUUCAGGGAGGAAAAAACAGUGAGAGAGGCCUAUAGGCUGCUGCAUUCCCUUUUGGAGUCGUCUAAGCCGGUGCUGAAACCCAGAAUAAAAUCCUCCUUCCAUCUGAGCCAGCAGAGCUCUCUGGUGAAGGUUCUGAGGAGAGGGAUCGAGACAGGGGACAGGAUACUGACACUACAGCAUGACACUGAGAUUAAGAUCAUUCCCGAGGCAGAAGAUGUUCGACGUAACACCUAUAUGAGGCUGAAUAGUUUGGAGGAGACCAUUCGUGAGCUGGAAAACACUUUGAUAGAGAUCAGUGGCCAUCCCACAUCAGAGCAGCUCUACAAUGAGUCAUUCUCCAAAAGCUCUCCUGUACAGAUUACUGGCAGUCCAACAUCAGAGACACAGAAGCCGCCAGUCCCACCCAAGCCAUCCUCUCUGAGCCCAGCAUCGAUCCAGGGAGGGAAUAGUUCCAGUGUUGGUAAGAUUGCCCACUCCUCAGCUGCCUCCAAACUGAAGCACCUGCAGCAGAACAGCACAGACAAGUAUAAAAGUGGCAAAAAAGAGGACUUCCUGAAGAUCCAGGGCCAGCAGCAGACCUCGAGGACCAACAGCUUCAGUGGCAGUAUUGAGCCAUACCUCUCUGGUAUCAAAACAGGCAUUUUCUCAGGCCGGGUGCCCUCUCCUGCAGCAGCAUUUGCCCCUGGCCUGAGGAAGUACCCCCAGGAUGGGGCAAAACCCUCCCUGACUACCUCCCCCAGCCAAGCAAAGGCCCUGUUGGCAAGCCUGUCUGCCUCUGGCUUGAGCGCAGAGGCCCUGCUCCUCUCCUCUACCCUCCGUCAUCACCGGCUUCUACGUGAGCAGCGAGCUUCCUCCUUGCCCUUGCCCAGCAGCGAGUCCUCCUCUCCUACUCCCACUGCUACCUCUUCCUCUUCCUCUUCACCCACCACCCCUACUUCUUCCCUGUCUCCCUCUUCUCCAACUCCUUUGAGUCCCCUCACCCUCUCCUCUGUGGUUAAUAAGCCCAAUGGUCGUAGCCUUGAUAACUCCAGCCUCAACAGCUGCAAGGAGGGUGGCAGUGAGCCUGUGAAUAAAGACGUCCCCCCUGGCAACUCUAAGUGA